AUGGGUGAGCGAGGUCCGGAUCAAUGGCUAGAGCAAAUCAAAAAAUGUAUCGCAUUAUCGGAAUCAGAUAUGAAACAGUUAUGCGAGCUAGUUAAGGAAUUGCUUAUGGAGGAGUCCAAUAUCCAACCAGUGCAAUCACCAGUGACUGUUUGCGGAGACAUUCACGGACAGUUCCAUGACUUGUUGGAACUCUUUAGAAUAUCUGGCGGAAUGCCCAGUGAGGAUAACCAGACAAAUUAUAUAUUCUUGGGGGACUAUGUUGACCGUGGUUACUUCUCCUUGGAAACAUUCACACUCUUGAUGGUGCUAAAAGUGAAAUACCCUCAUCGCAUUACUCUUGUAAGAGGCAAUCACGAGUCAAGACAAAUUACUCAAGUAUAUGGCUUUUACGAGGAGUGUCUCACAAAGUAUGGCUCCACUACAGUAUGGAAAUACUGUUGUCAAGUGUUUGACUUUCUCACCUUGGCAGCCAUCAUUGACGGCAAAAUUCUUUGUGUCCAUGGCGGAUUAUCACCAGAGAUAAGGAUGUUGGACCAAAUCAGAGUUCUUUCCAGAGCACAAGAAGUACCCCAUGAAGGUGGGUUCUGUGACUUGGUGUGGUCUGACCCUGAUAAUGUUGACACUUGGGCAGUUUCUCCGCGUGGUGCAGGAUGGUUAUUCGGCUCCAAAGUGUCGAGAGAGUUUAACCAUAUAAACAAUUUGCAACUCAUUGCUAGGGCUCACCAGCUAGUGAUGGAAGGGUUUCGUUACCAUUUUAAAGAGAAAGAUGUGGUGACCGUGUGGUCAGCACCCAACUAUUGUUAUAGGUGUGGAAAUGUUGCUAGUGUCAUGCAGAUUGAUGAAGAUUUGGAUCCAAAUUUCAAGAUUUUUAGUGCUGUACAGGAUGGAGAUUUAACAGUUAAGAACAACACAACUAAACAACAAAGAAGUGACUACUUUUUGUAA
Messenger RNA from Lodderomyces elongisporus, 945 nucleotides. It is a transcript of the gene SIT4, whose product is annotated as type 2A-related serine/threonine-protein phosphatase. Bases 1 to 945 code for a protein of 314 amino acids. NCBI's taxonomy places the organism in Eukaryota, Fungi, Ascomycota, Pichiomycetes, Serinales, Debaryomycetaceae. The record is from RefSeq and is a predicted model, not a curated record. Gene Ontology annotation, biological process: G1/S transition of mitotic cell cycle. Gene Ontology annotation, cellular component: cytoplasm. Gene Ontology annotation, molecular function: protein serine/threonine phosphatase activity. The transcript has a single exon.